GUUUUUUACAUGAUAAAACUGCCAAACAGCAGAAAAAAGCGCGAAUUGAAGCUCUGCUUAACCUUCGUAUCACAUUGAAAAAUAUCUCUCUCAGUGCUUCUAUACAGAAAUAUAAAGAAAGCUUGCCAUUCUGCAUCGAACUGUCAAAGUGUAGACACACAAAAAAUUUAACUUAUUCAAAUUCAGCAAAUUCUAAGGAAAAUACUUAAUCAUGUCGAAGAUUGGAAUUAACGGUUUCGGACGUAUUGGACGUUUGGUUCUCCGUGCUGCCUUAGAAAAGGGAGCUCAAGUCGUUGCCGUCAACGAUCCAUUCAUCAAUGUUGAUUACAUGGUUUAUAUGUUCAAAUUUGACUCAACCCACGGACGUUUCAAGGGAGAAGUUAAGGCUGAAGAUGGAAACCUCGUCAUCAAUGGAAACAAGAUUGUAGUUUUCCAAGAACGUGACCCAAAGAACAUUGCAUGGGCUAAGGCUGGAGCUGAAUAUGUCGUUGAAUCCACUGGUGUUUUCACAACCAUCGACAAGGCAUCUGCUCAUUUUGAAGGAGGCGCAAAGAAGGUCGUUAUCUCAGCUCCAUCAGCUGAUGCACCAAUGUUCGUUGUCGGUGUCAACUUGGAUGCUUAUAAUCCAUCAAUGAAGGUCGUUUCAAAUGCCUCAUGCACAACUAACUGCUUGGCUCCACUCGCUAAAGUCGUCCAUGAUAACUUUGAAAUUGUUGAAGGUUUAAUGACAACAGUUCAUGCUACCACAGCUACACAAAAGACUGUUGAUGGACCAUCAGGCAAAUUAUGGCGUGAUGGACGUGGUGCUGCUCAAAACAUUAUUCCAGCAUCAACUGGUGCAGCAAAGGCUGUCGGUAAAGUUAUUCCAGCAUUGAAUGGUAAAAUUACCGGAAUGGCUUUCCGUGUCCCAACACCUGAUGUUUCAGUCGUUGACUUGACUGUUCGUCUUGCCAAACCAGCACCAAUGGCUGAAAUCAAGAAGAAGAUCAAGGAAGCAGCUGAUGGUCCAAUGAAGGGAAUUUUGGGAUAUACCGAAGAAGAAGUUGUCUCAUGCGAUUUCACAAGUGACACACACUCAUCAGUCUUUGAUGCCCUUGCCGGUAUUUCAUUGAAUGAUCACUUUGUUAAGCUUAUCUCAUGGUACGAUAACGAAUUCGGUUACUCACAUCGUGUUGUCGACCUCAUCAAGUACAUGCAAUCCAAGGAUUAAAUUUAAAUCCCAUCUAUUUUAUCAACACAACAAUAACAUCCGUAUGCAGAUUCUUUAAAAGUGAUUGAUGACUACCCAAAUAUCUAAUAUUGCUGCUACAAUUUAUAGGCAUAUUAUUAUAGAUUUCCUCUUUAAUAGCCGUUUAUGAAUUUUAAUUAAAUAUCACAACAAAUAUUGAUUAUCCAAAAAAAUGUUUGCAAAAUCUGAUGUCAUCAAUUGUAACUAGAUUUUAAGGCAUAAUUAUUAAUUUUUAAGGAAAUAAAUACAUCGUUCUGUGAAGCAGUUAC
Messenger RNA from Chironomus riparius, 1497 nucleotides. Lineage: Eukaryota; Metazoa; Arthropoda; Insecta; Diptera; Chironomidae. The record is from the annotation of a GenBank genome assembly.